AUUGGGCUUAUCCGAAGAUUAGCACAAGUUAAUUAUUGUUGAUUAGAUGCAAGAUCUGCCUGCCGUGAUUUGGAUCGUCCAAUAACACACAGGCUGCUGCUGCGGCUGCUGUCGUCUUCAGUCAGUCACGCAGACAGUAGUAUAAGACGAGGCACGAUGAGUGUGGAGAAUCAGAUGCACCACCACCCACCAAAGGCACCAACCCAACUCCAAAUUAAAACAAAAACUCAUCAAGUUGCAUGCUGCUUAGUUUCCCUCCUGACUAGUGAAAACGAGCUAGCUGCUGGACACUCGAUCUUGGUUGGUGCCAUGGCUUCCUUGCUGCGGUGGAAGGACAAGUACGUGAAGGAGAGGCUGCAGGGCCUGUCUGCUGGCCUCUCCUGCUCCUCCGCGGCCGCCACCUCCGUCAUCGUCUCCUCCGGCCGCGCCAUCGACCGCCACUCCCCGCGCCUCCGGGACCCUGACAGGCGCUUCCCGCCACCCGUUCCCAAGCCACCCAGCUCUCCUUACCACUAUGACGACGGCAAAGACAAAAGGAAGAAGAAGGCGGCAGCCGACGGUGGAGUCUCGUCGGCGUCGUCGGAGCACAAGAAAAACAAGAAGAAGCAGGCGGUGCAGCUGCAGCAGGUGAGCCCCGCGAGCUCCUCCAGGUUCCUGCUCAACUCGUCCAGGCUGAUGAGGCAGUCCGACGACGACGACAUCGCCGUCGUCGACUACCUGCCGCCGCCGCCGUUCCCGUCGUCCCCGCGGCCCUCGUUCAUCGACGACGACGACGGCAUCACCGUCGCCGACUCCCUGCCGCCGCUUCCGUCCCCGCGACCGGCGUUCAUCGACGACGACAUGUUCCACAGCCGCGGCGAUGGCACGUUGCAGCCUGCUGUUCCAUCAGGGCCCCACCAGCUCGAGGCUCUGCCGCCCGUGGAAUUAUUCGCGGAGCCGUCUGCAGGUGCCGGGUCGUUCUCCUCCUCCUGGUCGUCGUCGGAGAAAGGACGCCGUGCUGCCGGUGACAAGACUGCUAUGAUGAGAUCGUGUUCCACGAGAACAGGCCAGCACCAGGUGGUGGUGUUGAGGGUAUCUCUGCACUGCAAGGGAUGCGCCGGCAAGGUGAAGAAGCACAUCUCCAAGAUGGAAGGAGUUACUUCUUUCGACAUCGACAUCGCGACGAAGAAGGUGACGGUCGUGGGAGACGUGACGCCGCUCGGUGUGCUCAACAGCAUCUCCAAGGUCAAGAGCGCCCAGUUCUGGCCGGACGCUUUGUCCUCUCUGUCCACGCCGCCGCGUGCCUCCGCCUCCUUCUGAGCUAUACUACUCCCUAUAUAGCUAUAGGUUGACGAACUUGAUGGGCUGGGACACGGUCUUCAAUUCCAACCUUUUGUCCAUAUUGUGAAUUGGAAAAUGUUUGUAAAAUCCAAUCAACUUAUGAUAUUAUGAUAAUUAAAUGCAUUUUGGAACAAGUCAACCUGAUGUAAUUUUACUGUUUCCAGUCCUAAGUAUCUAGAAGAGAAAAGAAUCA
Setaria italica (foxtail millet) is the source of this 1513-nucleotide messenger RNA. Its product is annotated as protein SODIUM POTASSIUM ROOT DEFECTIVE 1. The record is from RefSeq and is a predicted model, not a curated record. Gene Ontology annotation, molecular function: metal ion binding. The coding region runs from base 157 to 1299 and encodes 380 amino acids. Lineage: Eukaryota; Viridiplantae; Streptophyta; Magnoliopsida; Poales; Poaceae. The transcript is spliced from 3 exons.